Psylliodes chrysocephalus is the source of this 4424-nucleotide messenger RNA. NCBI's taxonomy places the organism in Eukaryota, Metazoa, Arthropoda, Insecta, Coleoptera, Chrysomelidae. The record is from the annotation of a GenBank genome assembly.
GUUAUUUUGACAAUCUUGACAGAAAAGCCAAUUUUUUUGUAUAUUUUUUUAAAGAGAUGGUGAAAUUUUGGGCUUUAAUGGAUAUUUUGGGAGUUUAUUUUUAAUCAUUACUUAUAAUACAAUAAAUACAAGACAUAUCACAUAUAAAAAAGAAAUUUUCUACUGGUAUACUGAAGCAUGGAUGAAGCCGAUUUCCACUCAUCUCUUGAACCUAUGGUUAUAAUUAACGAUGAAGACAGUUCACAAGAUCAGAAUUUUAGAAACGAUGACAUUGAUCCAUUAGCGGGAGGAAAUACAGAAAAUGAUAAAAUAAUUAAUUCUAUUGGCCCUGAAAUAUCAAUAAUACCAGUAAUAGUAAAGAAAAAGAGACCUCACUUUAAAAUAAGACUAUUUGAAAAAGAAUUCUCUCCACCUAGGGAUGAUGAUAACACUAACAAAGUUCAGAGUAUUUCAAGGUCUCGUGAAAAAGUUCGACUUGUUUCAAAAGAUGAAGCCUCAAAUGUAGAAGACACAUAUGCCAAAAGGAGGUCCAAUCCAUUAGAAAAAUGUCCCAUAUGUAAAAAGUUUUUCAGACGUAUGAAAACACAUCUUUUAAAACAUGACAUUUUACCUAAAUCUCCAGAAGAACGAUUGUACUGUGCAUUGUGUCAAAAAGUCUUUAACACUCAAAGCAAUCUUGCUAUUCACAUGAGAGGUCAUAAUGGAGAUAGGCCUUAUAUAUGUGAAGUUUGUAAUAAAUGUUUUUCUCAGAGCUGUAAUUUGGUGAAUCACAUGAGAGUACACACAGGAGAAAAACCAUUUAAGUGUCCUCAUUGUGACCGUGCUUUCACGCAGUCUGGUAAUUUGAACAAUCACAUAAGGCUACAUACAGAUGAAAAACCUUUUAAAUGUCAUUUUUGUGACAAGGCCUUCGUCCAAUCUGGUAAUCUUAGUUCACACAUAAGAAAUAACCAUAAAUUUGCUGAAGGAUUUUCAAUAAUGCCUUUAUCGAUGAUCAAUUGAUUUAAUAUUUGGAAGUUUCAGUAAGUAUGGUUCAUUAUUGAAUUAAAAAUACUUUUUAUCAAUCAUAACGCUCAAAUAUUGAACCACCUUUUAUUAUUAUUCAUUUGGCAUAUCAUUUCGAGACUGCAGCAAAAUUAGAUGAGACUGUGGCUAAAAAUAAUUGAAAAAGCCUUAGAAACAAUUUUUUUUCUAGUCUUACUUUAUUUUUUUACUUGCUAGAAUUUUUACCUCUAUAUGUAUAUCAAAAUUAUAUUAUUUAAUUUAGAAAUAAGGCCAUCAAUGAAACUUUAGAGUGAGUUUGUCCAGAAAAUAAAAUAAAAAAGAGUAAAAAGAUACAUUUUACCCUUGUAAAAAAAAAGAAAAGAUUAUAAAUUGCCGUGUUUGAGAAUCCACAUCGGAUGCAUUUUUUACAUCUCGAGCGUUUUUUAUCCACAUCGGACACAUCUACUACAUCUACAUCUGCGUUUGUUUAUCCCAGAUGUACCUGUUCAGAUUACAUUUUUUACAUCUCGAUUUGAAAUGAGAUGUUCGUUCCAUGCCAGAAAAUAAGUGUUUUGUGAAGUCUUGUUUGUCAAUUUAUCCUUUGUUAUGAAUAUAAAAGUGAUUAGUUUGUUUAAUUUUUGUUUAUAUUUCAAAUUUAGGUUGAUUUGUAGUCUCAAAAGUCAAAUUUAAUAAGUAUAAACUUCUAACUUGUCAUUGACAUUUUAUCACGUGACCAAAUAAAGUCUAGAGCGUUUGUUUAUUACAUCUACAUUCAGAUCUAAUUCUCUAUCACGUGAUAAAAAAUUCACAACAUCUCAGAUGCAUCCGAUGUGGAUUCUCAAACGCGGCAAAUGAAAUUUUAUUUUAUUUUUCAAUUUUUAGCUUCUUAUUUUUUAUUUUCAAUAUUUUGAUUGUUGAUAUUUCCAUAUUUUUCAUACUUCUAUUUUAUACAAACCAUUUAAUUUUACAUUAACGAAAGUAAAUAUAAACUCGGAGAUUUAUUGCAAUAGCCCCAUAAUAAUCGAUAUAAUAUUUCUAUAUUAAAAAAGCAAAACAAGUACUCCCCAGAUGUAACAUUGACGCUAUCGGUGUUGUUCUAUUUGUUGUUAUUUUAUAUAUAUUAAUUUUUAUUUUAUUUUCUGUCUGAACUAAUAUUAAAUAAUCACAAAGUUACCAAAGAAAAUAUAACAAAUCUAGUCAGAAAUAAGUCUUUUAAACCAAAAAAGCUCAAAAAAUUAUGUAUUGAGCUGACUCUUGGAUACCAUUGUCUUCCUUCUGUAUUUAUACGUUUAUACAUUUGUAAAAAACAUGAUAUUAAAAUAUUUCGCGAAAAAUACUCUAGAUCUCAUUUACCAAGCAGUGAAAUAUAUUUUGAUUUUUUUAGAUUUAAGUAUAGGUAUGAUUAAGUUUAUUUGAACUGCGUUUUCUAGUCAUAAUAAUUACUUUUGGAUUCAAGUGUAGAAUAUGCAGAAUAGAGAAGUACUGCAUAGUGUCAAUUAUGCCAACUUUAUUUAAUUUUUCUGACAAAAAUUACAGAUAAGUUCAAUAAUUUGAAACGGUACGUUUUCAAAGGGUGUUUUAUAUAAAUAUAAAUCUAACCUUUAAUUCAACCAGGGCUAAAGGUGGGGGAUAAACAAGGAAAACAAAACAAUGGGUCCAGAAUAUCACACCUACAUAUCUACUUAUUUUUGUUAUACACUUGCCUUGAAAAUCGUCUUGUAUAUGAACCUUUUAAACUUUUGUUUGCCUGAGUAAGUUUUAAAUCGGGAGUAUGCCUUCCCAACGAUUUAAUAUGACAGUUUUCAGCCAGCGAAUGUCUCAAAAAAUUAGUUUUUAAAACAUUUUGUACACUAUUAUUCACAGUGUUUUAAAAAUUCUGUAACCUAACUAUCCGCGGAUACAAAUUAACGAACACGGAGUAAAAUAAUUUUAUAUUUCCCCAGAAGAGCUGAUAGUUUAAAUUUUAUGGGAUUUAUAUUCGUUGGAUUAGUUGUAAAAUGUGUUGCAUACAUUUUAAAUUCUUAAAAUGUAUUCUUGAAUACAUUUGAAAUUAAGAUAAAUCUAUUAUACUACAAAAUUAUAUAUUUUAAAGUAGUAUAUGUCAGAGAACUGAAAGGUCCCUAAAAUUCGCUAGAUGAAAUCAAAAAUCGAAAAAAAAAAUAAAAAUCGGUAAAUUAGAUAAUGGACAGCAGACUCACUGUCUAGACUGGAACGUGGAGUGAAAGAGAAAAUUUUCGUAGCCAUGUUUCUUGUAAAAAUUCCGUAGCUGCUUUUUCCAAGCGCAACCGAGUCACCUGAAUUGAGGGAUUUACAACUUUUAGCUUUAGGUCACGGGUAACGGAAAAUAUAUUAAACGGACUUCUAGAUUAUGAUUGGAACAACCGAAACAAAGAGAGCAGCACAUAUGAAAGUUAUAAAUAGACCUGGAAUAUAUUUUUUUGAUGUUAAAAAUAGUAUCCCAACCGCCCUUACAGACAAGCUACAUAUAGUUUUUUUACUGAAAAAAAAAUGUCAAUAGCUAUUUUACAAAAAUAUGUUUAUUCGCAAAAUUACUUUCUUGUACUACUUCAGGCGAGAAAGAAUAUUUAUAUAUCUGUGGUGGUAUUAGCAUUUUUUUUUAAAGAUUAAUAUUUUAUAUUACAAUGGUUUUAAAUGAUGGAUCUGUAAUUAUUUCCAGAAAAACAUAUUGUAAUUGCCAUCAUUGACACUAUGCAGUCCUCUAUUAUUUCCGCUUGAGAGAAUUAGGACUGUUUUAAUUUUAUAAGACUAAUUGAUCUAUUGACUUUAAAAAGACUGUAUAUUUAUUUAUAAUUUUUUUUUUGUUUAUGUGUGCAAUAAAAUGAUCUCAAACAAAAAAUUGUAAUGUGUUCAAUUAAAUUAUUUUGGAGUCAGUAAAACUGAUAUUUUGGUUUUGAUAUUGUUUGAUAAUAAUUUUAAGGUUUACUUUUUUCUGUAAAUUAGGUACCUACAUAAGCGAAAAACAUUUUUUUAUAUGUACUUUGAAUUAAAAUACUGAAAAAGUAUUACUGUAUUACUGUCAAAGUUGUACUCCCUUUGAAUUUAAGAUAAAAACUAUAUAACUUAUAGUGAAUAAUAUAUGCAGAGUGUCGACAUUAUUUUUAUACCAAAUAUCUACAAAAAUAUCCUUCCUUAAAUUUUUAAUUAUGUAUAAACUUUAUUUAUUAACUAAGCGAAAGUAAGUAUAACAUAUAUACACAUAAAAUAUUAGUAAAUUAGUUAGGAGUUGCUAAAAUUGGGAAUUCAACUAAAAAUAAAUGAAUUUUUUUAUUUUCUCCGGAAGGACAAUGACCCAAGUCAAAUCGCAAUUAAAAAAAAAGUAAUAUGAAACUUACAACUGAGACGUUUGAUUAGAUUUAGUUAGGACUUCGGGCCAUGUGGCCUCCCCCACAUCGACCUUUUUAUAUCUAUUGUAGAUAUUU